Cuscuta epithymum is the source of this 1142-nucleotide messenger RNA. The record is from the annotation of a GenBank genome assembly. Lineage: Eukaryota; Viridiplantae; Streptophyta; Magnoliopsida; Solanales; Convolvulaceae.
CUCGUUUUUUAUCGGAAGCUUGUGAUUUGGUUUUUGAUGCAGCAAGUAGAGGAAAAAAUUUUUUAAUUGUGGGUACUAACACUAAAACAGCUAAUUUAGUAGCCCGAGCUUCCAUAAAGGCCCGAUGUCAUUAUGUUAAUAAAAAAUGGCUUGCCGGUAUGUUAACGAAUUGGUCCACCACAGAAACAAGACUUCAGAAGUUUAGGGACUUGAGAAUGGAACAAAAAAAGAGGGGGGUUCCAUUAUCUUCCAAAAAGAGAUGCAACUGUGCUCAAAAGACAAUUAGCGCGUUUCGAAACAUAUCUGGGUGGAAUUCGAUAUAUGACAGGCUUACCCGAUAUUGUAAUCAUUAUUGAUCAGCACAAAGAAUAUAUGGCCUUGCGAGAAUGUAUAACUUUAGGAAUUCCAACAAUUUCUUUAAUCGAUACUAAUUGCGACCCCAAUCUAUCAGACAUUUCAAUUCCAGCAAAUGAUGACGCUAUCUCUUCAAUUCGAUUGAUUCUUAACAAAUUAAUAUUUGCAAUUUGUGAGGGCCGUUUUAGCUAUAAAUAUAAAUUCUUGAUAAAGAAAUAAAAAAAUAACUAAUAAAAAAUUAAAAAACUUACUUCAAAAAUAACAUAGAUUCCUUUCAUAAGUUACUGAGUCUUCAAAAGUUAGAUUUUUUGAUUUGUUUCUAUUAAAAAUGACAAGAUCCAAUUGAAUUAGACAAAUAGAUUUUGGCAUUAAAAUAAUUAAGGGGGUCAUAUGAAUCUUUUUUUUUUUUUCUAGCAAUUACCCCAUGGGGUUAUACGAAAUAUCUGGUGUAGAAGUAGGUCAACAUUUAUAUUGGCAAAUAGGGAAUUUCCUAGUCCACGGCCAAGUCCUUAUAACUUCUUGGGUUGUAAUUGGUAUCUUAAUUGGUUCUGCUACUCUAGCUGUUCGCAACCCACAAAUCAUUCCUAAUGGGGGUCAGAAUUUAUUUGAAUAUGUUCUUGAAUUCAUUCGAGAUGUGAGUAAAACUCAAAUUGGCGAAGAGUAUACCCCUUGGGUUCCUUUUAUUGGUACGAUGUUUCUAUUUAUUUUUGUUUCUAAUUGGUCCGGGGCUCUUUUACCUUGGAAACUACUCAGAUUACCUCAUGGGGAGUUAGCCGCACCCACGAAUG